Arabidopsis lyrata subsp. lyrata is the source of this 2863-nucleotide messenger RNA. Its product is annotated as serine carboxypeptidase-like 41. Gene Ontology annotation, biological process: proteolysis. The transcript has 10 exons. The record is from RefSeq and is a predicted model, not a curated record. Bases 206 to 1711 code for a protein of 501 amino acids. NCBI's taxonomy places the organism in Eukaryota, Viridiplantae, Streptophyta, Magnoliopsida, Brassicales, Brassicaceae. Gene Ontology annotation, molecular function: serine-type carboxypeptidase activity.
AUGCAUUGCUACUCUAGGAAAGACAUGUUCAUUAGAUAAGUGAUACUCAACAUGGAAAUAAACAAGAGGUAGAAAUGAACUCUUCUUUCUUCUUGAACUUUACUCUUCAGUUGUUUUUGGGUUCUCUUCACUUGUUUUUGGGUUCUCUUCAGUGAUACUUCAGCAAUUUUGUAAAUUUUAAGGUACUUAGAAAACGCUGUAGAAGAUGGCGGCUGUGUCGUUACGCAAUGUGGUUGUGGUGAUGGCAGUGGUGCUGGUGACUGUGCAGGUGUUUGCACAAGGGUAUCCGGAAGCAGAUUUGGUUGUGAGGCUUCCAGGUCAACUAAAGGUUGCGUUCAGACAGUACGCCGGGUACGUUGAUCUCGACAUGAAUGCUGGGCGUAGCCUUUUCUACUACUUCGUGGAGGCUGAAGAACACCCUGACACAAAACCGCUAACCUUGUGGCUCAAUGGAGGUCCAGGUUGUUCUUCAGGUUGUGGAGGAGCUUUCACUGAGCUAGGUCCAUUUUACCCCACAGGCGAUGGCGGUGGUCUUCGCGUUAACUCCAUGUCGUGGAACAAAGGUCUGAUUUUGAUCAUUUUAUGCAAAAAACAGAGAACUGUGAUCAUAAAUCUGAUGCUAUUGUCUCUUUUUGUGAAAUGUGUAGCAUCGAACCUGCUGUUUGUGGAGUCACCGGUUGGAGUUGGAUGGUCUUACUCCAACCGAAGCUCUGAUUACAACACCGGUGACAAGUCUACUGCCAGCGAUAUGCUCGUGUUCUUGUUGGGAUGGUUCGACAAGUUCCCAGAGUUCAAGUCUCGCGACUUCUUUCUCACUGGUGAAAACUAUGCAGGACAUUACAUACCGCAAUUGGCUGAUGCGAUACUCAGCUACAAUUCACGCUCAAGUGGGUUCAAAUUCAACAUCAAAGGCAUUGCAAUUGGGAAUCCAUUUCUGAAGCUUGACAGAGACGUCCGAGCUGCAUUCGAGUUCUUCUGGUCGCACGGGAUGAUCUCUGAUGAAGUGGGACACACAAUCAUGAGUCAGUGUGACUUCUUGGAUUACACAUAUAUAUACCCGCAUAACCUAAGUGUUGCAUGCAACGACGCUAUCCGUGAAGCCGGAAACAGCAUUACUGAGUAUGUCAACAACUAUGAUUUUCUCCUGGACAUUUGCUACCCCUCGAUUGUCCUGAAAGAACUUAGGCUUAAGCAAAUGGCCACAAAGAUGAGCAUGGGAGUUGAUGUCUGUAUGACCUACGAAAGACAGUUAUAUUUUAAUCUCCCAGAGGUACAGAUGGCGCUUCAUGCGAACCGCACUCAUCUGCCAUAUUCAUGGUCAAUGUGCAGCAACCUGUUAAACUACUCUGGCAUCGAUGCAAACAUCAACAUGCUUCCGACUCUGAAGAGAGUUAUACAGAACAAAAUUCCUGUUUGGAUCUUCAGUGGAGAUCAAGAUUCUGUAGUUCCAUUUCUGGGAACACGAACUGUCGUAAGAGAACUCGCCAACGAUCUCAAUUUCAAGACGACAGUUCCAUAUGGAGUGUGGUUCCACAAAAGACAGGUUGGAGGUUGGGCCAUCGAGUAUGGAAACAUACUCACUUUUGCAACAGUGAGAGGAGCGGCUCAUGCGGUGGCGAACACGCAGCCCUCACAAGCUCUGCAUCUAUUCAGCACCUUUCUUCGUGGCCAUAGAUUGCCCAACAAGACAGAUAUAGCUAUGCAUGAUUGAAAGAGAAGGAAGCUCAUUAUUAGAGUUUAUAUCCUUCGACAUAUUUUUUCCUACGAUUAUUAGUAACAAGACUCGUCUCUUUAUUAUCAUAAUGGUUUAAUGAUGUAAACGAGACAUAAUCUCCACUCAGAACCGUUGACAUAAAACAAAAAAGGUAGUGUCUUAAGUUCCUUCGCGGGUUUUGCCUACUUUUAUCAUCACCCAAACCAAUAUCCUUGCCCUAGACACCCAUCUCAACAACAUUCCUCUUCGGUCUAAACUUAUGGACCAUAGGUGCAACGUUGAGCAUCUUGAACUUUUGGGCAGUUUGUGUUGCAGCAGAGCUCAGACUAUCACACUGACCUCUUUGAAUACACAUAGGCCUCAUAUUUAGGAAUCUUGAAAGCAUUUGUCUUUACGAUGACAAAUAACACCUGAAUUAUGCAAAGAAAUUUAACUGCAAAUUAUCAUUAGAUUGUCUAUAUGUUAAUGGAAUCCUGUAAAAAAUUGAGUAACAUGACAGAUUCACAUUUCUGAAACAUUUAGUCAUUUGAACAGCGGACCAACAUGCAUUUGUAAUAACUUGAAUUUAGCAGAUGAGCCUCAGUGAGGGAAGUCUUAUAGAGAAAUAAGAAACUUGAAAAGAGAGAAGGAAACCAAUCUUAUGACUCUACUGGUGCAGUAAAACGAAGCAUCUCUAUCCUUUCUCCUCUAACUAUGACAAAGCAGAUUGGUGAACGUUUCUUCUGCCCAUUCCCUCCAUUAGUUUAUUGCUUGUAAGAUCAUCUUCGAUUGUGUUCUUGUAUAAACUCUCGUCUCUGACUAUAAAUUGGAACAGUUUAUUCUCCUUCUCUUUCAGAGGCAUGCACUUUCCAUCAACAGAGCAACUUUUUUUGUUCUGGAACUCCACGUUAUAGACUUCCCUUUAUUAUUUUUAAUUAACCCAACCACCACUAUUUAACCGGCUCGCCCACCCGAACCAACCCUAAUUCAGAUUACCCAUCAACCUUGUUUCAAACAAAAAAUAUCAUGUCUCCUUCUUCCUGUUGUUUUUCUUUAUCUCGACACUGUCAAUCGCGAAGCUUGUGGCUUUGUUACUUCUUGCCUUGGUUUUCACCACCCGCGUCUUCGUAGAUUCUGGAUCGUAAUUUUAUAGAUAUCACUAGAAUAUGU